AUGCCAUCAGUCUGCAGUAAAUAUUUCGAAACCUUCCCUUUUGAUCUCUGCAUCAAAAAAAGUUCGAAGGAUCCAGAAAUCAGAGGGAAGGUUAGGCAACUUUUAGGCACAAAGAAGGCUGACAUCCAAGAACUUAAGAAUAUUUGGAGCAAACGGAACAAAAAAAAUGUACUCAAAGAUAUUAAAAAUGAAGUGCCGGUUGCAACCAAUAGUAAAGGGACGGUUACUGCUUCGGCAGCGCAAUCCAAAAAAAGAAAAACCUCUGAUGAAGAAGAAUGGUUUAAUGGCUUGAUGAGAGUUGCAAGUUCUCUGUGGGUGUUGGUAACUGCUGCAGACACACACAACAUCGCUUAUUUGUCAGGCUAUAUUCCUGAUAUAAGCGUUGUUGACUCUGCAGAUGCGGAGUAUGGCACAUUUAUUUCUAGUAAUGUUCUCACAGUGCUCGAAAUAAAACGUCAGAAAUGUGUGUCCGGCCUGACUGAUGAGGACAAGGGCCAGCUGUUGGAUUAUAUCUACAUUUUAGUCCAACAGCAGCCUAGCCGACGAUUAUUUUCCGCCUUCUUAUCAGAUGGAAGAUUCUUUUAUGUGAUGACUUUUGAUAAAGGUGAUUAUACUUACAAGGAGCAUACUAUGAACUUUCAACAAGGUCUAGCGCUCUUUUAUAAUAUGAUUUGUCAUAAGUCAUCAUAUUUACUAUUGGUCGAAGACUAG
Messenger RNA from Racocetra persica, 711 nucleotides. NCBI's taxonomy places the organism in Eukaryota, Fungi, Glomeromycota, Glomeromycetes, Diversisporales, Gigasporaceae. The record is from the annotation of a GenBank genome assembly.